CACUGUCGUCCGCUAUCUUGUAACCUUUGAGGCUGAGUAGGGAGCCCACAAGAUGCGCAAAUUAAGAGUUACUAAAUACGUAUUGUAGUUAUUUUUAAAUUAAAACUGUUAUAGAUGACCUUAAAUCUUGCAUAAUGACACAACGAACUUAAUAUUUUCGACGAGCUUUCCACUAUGAGCACGGCAAACUGGCAGGUAUUGUGGUCUCCAAACCAACACGACAAGUUUAUCACCUUCGGAAGUGAAAUAUGUCUUUACAAAGUCAGCAGGUCUCAGGUAAGGUGAUAUAUAGAGAAUUUUGCAUAAUUUUCCUUGAUGGAAGGCCAGUUUUUAGAAUAAAAGCAAAUUGUUAUUUCGCCCAUCGAUUAUAGGAUGGUCAUGUGCCUAAACAAGUCCUACGGAAAAUUUAGGGGGUGGUACUUGGUGGGUUAGACAUAUCAAAGUUCACUUUCAUUCAACGAUCCAAGUAUCAGGAAAAAGAUUGUGUCAAACACUUUUUCCUAAUGUCCUGGGUAGUUUCUUGCAUAUCUUUCUCCAAAAAAUACGCAGAAGUCUCUACAAUGAUAUCCUUAGAUCAUCAAAGCAUCAAUAAAAAUUUGCAGCAAUGUACACUAUAUUAAACAUUUUUGUUUCUUAACUGACUGGUUUCAGGAAAGUCCACCAACGGCUGCAGGUGUAAGAAGCCAAGGUAUAUAGUUUUACCUCAGUCUGUUCCUUGCCAACUUAUGCCUUGCAUUUCAAUAUUGUCCUUAGUUCAAGCUUUUGUUAAUAUGAAUUUUCACUUGUAAAAUAUUUUAUAUCUUUCUUCUUAUGAUUUCAGUAAUGCAUCUUUCUGGAGAUACCUAUGCAUCACUUUUAUCUGUUGUGAAUGAUAUACAAAAUUUAAAGGUAACCAGUUCAAUUAAAAGCUAAAAAUAUAUAUUUGUUUUUUGGUUCACUUUAUGUUUUGAUUGUCCAAAACCUUCCUUAUUAAAUGGUUUGAGUGACUAAGAUAUAAUUUCUCCUUACAGUAUCAAUACAAUAUGAGGCAGACAAUAUCAAAAUUUCCAAACUUACAUCAUAGGAAUUGUGUGGCAGAUAGUAAGGAGAAUUGCUAAUUAGAUCUGGAUUUCAAUGCAUUGUGUUCUUCUCCUGGGAAGACAUUUUACUCUUCAAAGUUCCCAAAAUCACUGAUCAUUUGGGAUUUUCCCAUACAUAUGAAAACCACCCUUAUCUCAUCUGGAAAACACCACAGAAAUCAAUUCUGAUGUUUACUUCUGCCAUGACUGAAAAUGGUAGUCACUAUAACAGACAACAUUUAACUUUUCAGGACUGCUUUCUCCUGCACUAGUUAUAAAACUAUAUGUCAAUCAAACAUUAUUCUGUUUACUAUAAGUUCUGGCCAGGUUGGCUACAAGUAAAAGUGUUUUCUGUGUUUUCACAGUGUGUUGCUUGGUAUCCAAAAUCAGAACCAGAAAAUUUAUUAGCAGUUGGACAAGCAAAUGGAAGAGUUUUAGUCACAUGGUAAGAAUUAACAAAACGUGUUUCUAUAAAUGGUAAAAAACAGUGGAUACCGACAUUCAUUAGGAACAACUUCAGGAGAAUCAUACAGCAGCAGACUGCAAAGAGAACAUGUGAAUAAAAGGGGUAAAUUUCCAAAGAAACUGUGGUGCUUGGUUGGUGGGAGAGUAUAACAGGGUAAUUUAGUAUUAUCAACUGAGUUGAUAACAUAAAUUGGCUGCCCUAUAGAGUUUGAAAGCUGACAUUUUAAAUGUUAGCCCUUUGUCAGAGUGAUUGAUGAAGGGCUAAUGUUUUUAAAUGUCAGCUUUUAAACUCUUUAUGGUAGUAUUAUCAACACAGUUGAUAAUACUACUUUACCCUGCAAAGGGAACACAUCUUCAAAAUGUGUUAAUCACAACUGUUAAAAACCAACUUGCCAUAGUAUUGUGCAAUGCUUCAGAAAGUGAGGAAUGCCAUGACUGGUGGACCUCGUUCCUAGGGUUGUCGCUUAGUAAAGAUCAUCCACAGGAACUAUUAGCAGGUGAUCAUUGGUAAAGUAAUGCAAGCACUUCUGUGGUUACAUAGUAUUACCAUUGUUUGAUAUCCAAACACUAUCUUCGAGCCAUCAUGCUUGAAAUUUCAGUUUCUAAGCUAUAACCCUGAAUCCCUUGAGCAAUACAACUGAAAUGUUGUUUUCAUUCUUUGUUUGAGAUAAAAAAGUGAAAACCACCAAGUUAUUAAUCAUUUUAACUUACAGCAAACAUUUAUAUAAAUAUGGCUGAGUGAUAUUUUCUCAGGCACAUUGUUCACAAUGAGGUAAACAUCGGUCACUUUUCAAUGGAAACAAUUAAAAGUAAAUAAUUUGUUAAUUACUUAUCAUUAUUGUCUUCUCUUUCAGCAUUGGAAGAGAAAGUAAUCAGUCAAACCAAAGAAUUUCUAGAGAAUUUGGUAAGAAUCAGUUGAUUUCAAACUUACAAAUGCCGGGAUUAUGAAAUUAGUCAUGUUGUGUUACUUAGUACUUUCUUUUGAAAGUGUGACAAUAAGUGGUACAGGUAGUUUGAUAUUUUGUAUAAUUGUGAAAGGAUUUCAUCAACUGUUAUUACAUGAUAUUGAUUAAAAAUUUAAACUUUUAAGUCCCCAGGCAUUCACGGCAAUGUAACAGCCUUGCAUGGAAUCCUGUUGAAAAUAAAUUGGUAUGUUAAUUAUCUUCUUGAUGAGGUCACAAGGGAUUGGUCUAGGUACAACUUUUAACCCUUUUAUUCCCACAAGUGACCAAGAAAAAUUGUCUACUCACAAUUUCAAUAUGAUAUCAAGCAGACAAAUGCUGAGAAUAAAGACAAAUAUCAUUUAGGAGAUUAUUGCAUGUCCAAUAUCAAAUCCUCUUAGUUCACAUCAUCAGAACUGAGCCCACUAAGGAGAAUUAUCAGCAAGAUUUUGGGAGUGAAAGUGUUAAGGCUCAACAAAUGUCAGGCUACCGGGGGCUAAUUUCAAAUUUCAGCUAAAAGGAGGGGUGCUUUUUGGAAUAGCAGGGCUUAAUCUAAGGGGAUGCUUGUUAAGGUAACCCAGUAAAAAUUAAAGAACAGAUAGCAUAUAUAAUACAAACUCUGAAAGCACAUAGAGAUAGAAAUAAUAGGAAGUGACUUAAUGCUGUAGUUGAAGCUUGAAAAAUUGUAAUUAAAGUAGGAAUAGAAACAGGUUUUUUUUAGGUAUCCCUACAAUUAAGAUGGUGAAGGUGGGGGAAGGUGUGCUCACUUGAGAGGGUGCUUGCAUGACUCAAUGUCCAAGGGGGAGGGGGGGGGGGAGGGCUCAUUCAAGGGAGAGCAACUAUUCAGGAAAUACAGCAUUCAGACCUAGGGAGACACCCUCUCCCCCCCUUCACCUCUACCCCUACCAAGUCUUGGUAAAUGUAAAAGUAAAUGUAAAUGUAAAUGUAAAUGUAAAUGUACAUGUAAAUCAAGAAUGGGAUGGGUACAGCACAAUUUUAUCAAAGACAAAGGCAAAAACACACCUGAGCUUAGCAAGCAUAGGCAGAAAAAGAGAAAACUGCACUACAGAUUCUUAGAAUGUGUUUGCUAGACACAUUUUCAUCUUCAUCUUAGAUUGCCUUUAUUACUUAUAUGCAAUCCCUCCAAAAUUCAGGAAAGUUGUUUUACCCUGGCCCAUGUGACCAUUAAUUAAUGUUUGUACAAAAUAGUUUUAUUUACUUUUCCUCAUCACUCAGCUGGCAGUUGGCUUGGACAAAGCAAGAAAUGAUCCUUCUCUCCUUGUUUGGGACGUCAGUGUUCAACCCAGUAGGUCAACACUCCAUUUUUAAAUUUAUUUACUUCAUUUUAUUCUUGCAAAAAAUGAAUUAGUGGCAGCUUAAACCCUUAAAAAAGCUUAUUAGCAAAGUCAUUCUAGAAAUUACAUACUAAAACAUUGCACAAUUUGAUCAUGUUCCACUGAAACUGUGGCUAGCAAUCAUCAUUAACCCUUAAACACUUGAGAGUGACAGCCAUCUAAUUUCUCCUUUCAAUGUCAACCCUGAAUCAAACAUUGAGAUCAUGAGACAAAAGGAAAUGAUCUCUAAAUGAAAAAGGUAUUGAUUGUUGAACAAAUUCUCCCCCUAAUACCACAGGAUAUAUGCAAAGAACAGUAUGCACCCGUACUGAUGUAAGGGUGCAAAGGGAUAAAUUAUCUUACAAAGACUUAGGAAAGUGGAUGGUUUUUAAAUUUCAAAAUUAACUUUGAGAAUGAGUGAAAGAGUCAGGAUUUAAGGGAGACGUUUUUCUAUGUGGAUCUGUUUUAUAUAGAUUGCACUGGGAUGUGAUUUAAUAUUGUAUUCUAUGAUUUGUUUACUUUGAUUUAUUUCUGAAUCAUUUUUCUAGAUUUUACUUUGAUUACUGAUUUAUCUUCGUUUUAGCUGUAAGGGAAAGUGGUAACCAAGAAAAGAGGUUAGUUCACAGGAACAUUGUUGCUGCUCUGAGUUUUAACUUGAAAAACCUUAUUCAGGUUAACAACCUGUAUAGGAAAGUGAUUGUGUUGAAUAGCACCUGGUUUGUAACAUUUUUUAUCUAAAUUUUUUCAUCUCCAAAUUAUAGACACUCAGGAGUGACUGGUGGCAAACAAUCUCCCAUUACCGUAGGGACAAAUUUCCAAGAGCCUUCACAUGUGCAAAAUAGGGCUCUUGUUGAACUAUGUAAGCUGCUUCACCUUAUAUUAUUACAAUAAUUAUGACAGUCACCAUGAUUUUACCACAGUGAUGGUGACUGUGCACUAGAUACUUGACUUAUCUUCAAAUUUUUAUGGUUAUUUGAUGUGACUUUAUCAGCUAAUUUCUUGUCUCUUGUUUCUUGGCUCUUGUCAAACUAUGUAAGCUGCUUUAUCGUAAAUUAUUAUGAUAAUUAUGACAGUCACCAUGAUUUUACCACAGUGAUGGUGAAUGUGCAAUUGAUACUUCAAUUAUCCUCAAAUUUUUAUGGUUAUUUGUGGCUUUAUCUGCUAAAUUAUCUUUAAUUGGUGUUAUCCUCCACCAUGACUGUCUCAAUCUGAUGUACAAAGAUCAGAUCACAACACAGGGGUCUUUGCACCAUACUCUUUGUAAUUUGGAAUUCAAUGAAUUAAGAUAUCAAAAGCUUAUCUCUUUCCCGACACAUUACCAACAGUUGGCCCACUGUCGGCCCACUGUCGGCCGACAGGUAGCCUAUAUUUCGGGCAAAACCUGUUGGCCGUCUGUCGGCUGUCUGUCGGCCAACAGUCGGCCGACAGGUUUUUCGGGGAGCUCUUCUUCACAAUUACCAUCUUCAAUAUUCCUAAUGUAUAUUUGUAGCAGUAUGUACUCUGUCUUUAUUUACCUCAUUCAGUGCACUUAUAAACUUACAUUGUUAGCACUUUAUUUCAACUAUGGAACAUAAAGUGUAAAAUUUUAUAUAUGAAAAAUUAUAUAACUAUAUGAGACAGUAUUCCCCCUUAUUUUAAGCAUGAUAGGUAAAAGAGAUUUUUAAACUAAUGGAGAAAUCCUUUUACCUGUUGAAUUCUCAAGAAAUCCAAGUGAGUUGGGAAGAAGUGAUGAUGGUGGUGGAGACAGAGCCAUCACCUUACAUUCUCUAUACAAAAAGACUUGAACCUCUCACCAUUUGCAAACCUUACACUUGCUUUGUUUUCAUUUUAAUUGCUGCAGCCACUUCAGAUAUAACUGUUUCGUUAGCUUGGUGUCCUUAUGAUUCUAACGUGUUGAUCACUGGGCAGGGACCAAAAUACAUCAGAGCAUUUGACAUCAGAGGUGAGCAGAGUGUUAAAUUGGUGGGGUGAAGUUCUGUCAUAAGCAGACACAUACAUAAUUAUGCUAUAGACACUGCAUUAUAUGGAUUGAUAAGCUGAAUUAUACACACAAUUUGAUUGGUUCAUACUUAUGAUCUGUUGGACAACAGACACAGAUGACAUCACCAUUAACAAAAUUUUGCUCCUUUAUCACAUAAAACUGAUUGAUUCUAUCUUGCUGUGGGUCUGUACCAUGGUAGAUCACAGAAAAAUUGUUGAAAUUUGGUAAGAACAUUAGUGACACACUUGGCUGGGCUUUGAAUGCCAUGUUUUGUUCUUGUACAGAUGCUAUAAAACAUGAAAUCUAUUUGUUAAUGAGAGAUAAAUUUAUGAUGGACACUGCUCAUAAGUGUCUGAACACCACAAUUUCAUAUAAGUUUUAAGAGAUACAUCCUUUUUUGUCUAGCGGACACAUUCCGUCCACAGAAUGCUGCCGUAACAAAAGCAGUGUAUGGUGUAUGUUUUGACCCACUUGUUGAACACAGAAUAGCUUCAUUCUCUGGGGUAAGGAUUAGAGAACUGUCACAACAUAUAUUAAAGUAAUAUCACAGAUGCAUAAAUACACCUUAUUUAAUGGUUUACACAUUGAUAAUACAUGGGAAUAUUUUGUGUGUUGGGUGACAAAUUUUUUUCCUACUCAUUCUUUGUAAGUUUUUUCUUUGUAAUUUUCCUAAGGAUUUGGAUUUAAUAUGGUUCACAUGUGAAAACAAAACUGAUACCACAUGUAAUUGUGAAGAUUUUAGAGGUUGUGGCUUACUCAAAUCCUCAACAACUACAGGGGUGGUGCAGUGUGAGGUGACAACAAUUCAAACUCCACUUGGCCGAUUUUAACUGAUUUAAUGACAGAUCAAAAUUGAAAGGUCUAGAUCAAUCGGUAGCAUUUGACAUGAAGGGUCAUAAACUUUAAGAUAAUGAAGAUUGAAGUUUGUUGGCCUUAGUAGCAGUAGCAGUAGAAAGAAAAGUAGUAGCUUUAGGUGCAGAUUAAGUUGUAGAUUCAAACUAAAAUACAAGAAUUCAAAAUAGAGUUGAACUUAGAUUAGGCUAAAAAGAAACAGUAGACUAUCAAGAGACAUAAUUAACUAAUAAUAAAACUAGUGGAACUCCUAGCAUGAAACAAACAGACGUAACAAUUCUAGUGUUGAAAGAAGAUACAAGCAACAGUAUCAUACUAAACACAGGGUAACUAAAAUGAGCAUAAAAGAAUAACAAUUUGAAAAGAAGUAAGGACAACUGAUGGAUAAGUUUGUUUUGCUAUAAUACUGUAAUGAUAGCACUUAGUUGACUAUAAGCAAGAUGUUCUGUGACCGAGAAAAAAAGCUGAUGAUUCUGCAACUUAAUUAACAACAAAGAAGAGACUUACAUACUUUGUUUGACAACUCACACCAAAAGAAUAGCAAAGGCACUCUAGAUAUCAUUUUCUUUAUGCACAAAAAAUGUGAUACACACCAUUUGAUUGGCUCUUAGCUUCUUCAACCAGCUUGUGAAGGAAAAUUUAUUUAGUGUAGAUUCAGUGUGUAAAUCUUGGUGUACAUAUGAUUUAGUGAAAUAUUAUGUUAAGAAAUAUAUACAUUUUUUUUUUUUGUAGGGUGGGCCUGGCGUAAUUUGCAUCUGGGAUGAUCGAAACUUUGAAAAACCUGUAUCCUCUCUGUAGCACGAAAUGGCUCAGAUGUUGAAUUUUUCUGGAAUGGACUCCCAUCUGAGAAAACAGGGAUGAUAGUUGGAAAUCAAGUCAAAUCUUGGGAUUGCUUGAGCUAAAAUUUGACCCCUGAGAAGCCACUGUCAAAAUUACUGUUAACCAAGAUACAUGUAAACUAUGUAAUUAUAAGGACAGUUAACUUGAAAAGCUAUAUGUGGAAAUUAGUUGCUGUUGUCCACCUUAAAAAAAUACAAAAUUCAAGAAUGUUUUUGUCCUAAAAACUCCAACUGGCAUUUCCUCUUGUGCAAGUUUAUAUUUUCAGUCCUACCUUAACCUUUUUCAGUUGAUGACAAUGAGUCAGUCAUGUCCUGUGACAGCCAUUUCAUGGAGCCCAACACGAUCUGGCUUAGUAGCCACACUUGGUUUAGAGAGCCCCAUUGUGCAACUGUACGAUAUUCAACAUGCUUCAGCAGGUAAGUAAGUUGACUAACAUGUUGAGUCCAUUAGGGAGAAAGUCUAAUCAAAUAUUCAGUGUAGAACUAAGAAGAGUGUAAAGCGCUGUUUAUCUCUCUAAACAUGUAAGCACCCCUACUUAAACAAUCAAAAAUUAAUGAUUUUAGAUUUAUGAAAUUCAUAUAUUUGCACUGCAGUGAAGAAACAAAUCUAAGAGAUCCUUGCAGCUAAGAACACUACUGAACUAGUAGUUGAAAAUAGGACCUGAAAAAAAUUCAGGCCUGCAUGGGAUUUGAACCCAUGACCUCUGCAAUACCAGUGUAGCGCUCUACCAAUUGAGCUAACAAGCCAACUUGGAGCUGGUCAAUGUGUUGGGUCCAAAUAAACCAUCCAAGUGAUGAAUAAUGAUUUUAGAUAUAUGAAAUUCAUAUAUUUGCACUGCAGUGAAGAAACAAAUCUAAGAGAUCUUCGCAGCUAAGAACACUACUGACCUAGUAGUUGAAAACAAGACCUGAAAAAAAUUCAGGCCCAUACAGGAUUUGAACCCAUGACCUCUGCAAUACCAGUGUAGUGCUCUACAAACUGAGCUAACAAGCCAACUGAGAGCUGGUCAAUGUGUUGGGUCCAAAUAAACCAUCCAAGUGAUGAAUAAUGAUUUUAGAUAUAUGAAAUUCAAAGGAUUUUAGAUUUUGCAGCAUGUUUUGUUUGUUUGAUACAAUUAGAAGUCUGACCAUGUAACUCACUUAUCUGUUAUUUGUCCAAAGGAAAGUUUCAUUCAAACCUUUGGCACUCAUGUCUGCAAAAAUUCCACAUAAUGUGGGGUUUAACUUGAUAAACCUGAUUCAGUUCUUAAAUUGAAAUCUUUCCUCAGUUUCACCAACAUAUGGAGUUGGAUACGAGAUAGAACCAUCUUUCAUUGAAAGGAGUGUUAAGCGUAAGAUGUUGUUUCCCAUUGUUUAUAAUGAUUUUCGAUAAAUGUGUUAAGUUGCCCAAGGGUGAAUGAGUUUUUGAGAUAUAAGGGUGGUAAAUCGUCAGUGAAAUUCAGCACUUCUGCAUGUUGACAAGCUGUAAGAAAGCUAUAAACAUUUUAUACCCUUGAUGAUAUAAUUUUCCAUUGCAUGUUUGAAUUGAUAUUUCACAAGGAUGUACUGGCUGGAAAUGAAAUUAUAGGCUGAAAUUAAUGUAUUAAAUUGGCUAAUUUAUCCAAGAGGAGUAAGUGGCAUAGUUCUGUUAUGACCUUUUCUUUGUUUUGAACUGUAGCUUCUGUGCCUAAUAAAAAAAAAGAAAAAGAAAAGAAAAAAAAAGGAACUGAGGCUUAGAUGGCUUAUUUGUUCAUUCAUAGAACAAUGAUAAUAAUAAUAGUCAUGCCUGUCAUUAUCAAUGAGGUCUGUAAAUCAUGGUACAGUUGAUACAUGUAGUCCCUGAGAGUUGAAAAAAAAAUUUUUGUAUAUUUUUUAUUUCAUGGUGAACAGCAUCAGGAACAGUUGUGUCUGCAUUCUCCUGGCAUCCUACACAAGAGAAUCGCAUGCUUACAAUAUCAUCAUCUGGUUGGUGAAAAGUUAUGACUUCAGUUACUUCAACAUUGGAAAAUGUUGAUAAUAUAAUUUUUUUUGUUUUUACUCUUAGAACUUCUGUAUUAUUUAUUAUUUAUUCUUCUUGUAUUGAAUAUUUUCAGGACUGGUUCAAGACUGUACAAUUUUUGAAAGAAUAUCUGUAGUAAGUACAGUUGUCCAUGGUAAAACUUAUAUAUCAUUAGGAAGGUGUGAGAUAUCAUGAUUAUUAUAUUUCACUGACUGUUCUACAACAUUAAGUAUGUUCUUUUUAAGUUAGUUUUUUGUUUGUUUUGUUACCCCUGCAGACUUGGUCCCCAAACUCCUAUCUUACUUGGGGUUGUGGGAAGCAUUUGCUGGAGUGCUCACAAAAGGUAUGUGUGACCUUUACUAUGUUAUUUCUGUAGGCCUUGUUUGUCAUCCAGGUUUAUCUGCAUGGAACUUCAGGUAGUUUGAUAUGAACCUUAACAGGUUUCUGGUGUGUAAACAGCAUUUACUUUUUUUAACAACUGUUUGCAUAUAUAGACUGUACUAUUCUCAAAAUAAAUGCUAGAGAAAAACAAUGGAUGCAUCCAAUAGAUGGAUACAGAAAAAUAAAAAUCAGAAAACAUAUUAACUAUCUUUUUUCUGUGCAUCUCUCAAAAUACUUUUUUUUUUUCUCCUUCUUUCUCAAUUUUUGGACAGACACAUUUUGCUUUGGCCAUUGUAACCCUUUGACACCAAAGAGUGACUAGCAUUUAAAUGUUUUGUUACUAUAUCGCCCCUGAACCAAACAUCAAGGUCACAAGAAUAAUGGGAAUGAUCACCAACUAAAGAAGUUCUUGAUUGUUAAACAAAUUCUUCUUGUCAGCACUUUGAGAAAUGUUUUGAGAACAGUUUGGAGAAUAUACAUACUGAUGCUAGGUUAUAAAGGGUUAACACACUUUCUGUCUUCAUGCAUUCAUGUGUGUGCCUUGGCAGGGAAAAAAGAUGAAAUAUUAUUUCACAAGUGUCCUAAAUUUUUUGUUAUUUUAUUAGACAAAUGCUUAUUUUGUUUGUAUGGUAGACUACAGAGGCAGCUUUAGAGGAAGAUGUCUCAUUAAAGAUGAAGCGCAGAGCAUUUGCAGGAUAUGGAAUAGACUUUUAUCAAGUGAGAGAUGUUGUUUGUAUUUAAAGGGAGGCUUAGAAAAGAGCCCUGAGUGGCUUAAGAGAGAGUACUAGAUAAUCUCUCCAAGCUGUAUCCUUGUUUGAAACACAUGGAGAAGUUGAUCCGGUAUCAAAAGUCACUUACUCCUAGUGCCUUAUUUCUCUCAGCCAUUCAAUUGCAACUGUGAGGUGUUGGGAUUUUUUGCACCUAUUUGUAAUAGAUCCUAGUUUAUUUACAUAUUUAACAAGUUGACCAGAUUUUAAAUGGGAGUUGAUUAAUAUUGAUUGACAGUCAAUAAUGGUGAUAAUGAUGAUAAUGAUAACAUAAUGAUGUCAAUAGGCUAUUUUUUUUCUUUUUGGGCUUAACAGGCACAAGACAUUGCAAGAAUAACUGGAGAUCCUAAGCUUGUCAAGCUGUGGUCAUGGAUUUAUCAUAUCCUUUUUUUUUUUUAAUCAUGUAUUAGGUAUAGGUAGCAAUGGAAUUAUCAGGCUCAGAAAAUGAUCUUUAUAUUCAGUCUGUUGCUGAAUGAAAAAAAUUUCAAAUAAUAUUACAUAUAUAUCAGUAAACCAAACUGAAGCACAAGAUUUCAGAUGGAGAAAAAUCCACACAGCAACACAAAAGAGUUUUACAAAAAUGUUCACAAAAUUUUCAGUUAUUACAAAUGGUGAAUUUUAAGUGUAUUUCUGUGAGCAGCUGUCUCACUAAACUCUCAAGAAAUCAUUUGGAUUUCCAUCUGUGUAAACAGAAAGGUGGCAAAAUUCACUUUUCAACUUUGACCCGUAAGGUGUGAUUAGUGAAUCUCCCUUCCAGUUUCUCUACGUUUUCUUAUAGUUUGGUCCUGUUUCAAAAUAAUGCCUUCACUUGCAUGGUGGAUAUUGCAUUCAUAUUGCAAGGAGAAGAUUAACAUCAACACUGGUGGGAGUUAAAAGGUCAAAAGCUUUGCAACAUUGCUCUUCCAAGGUUUUAGAAGAGGCUCAGUAAUUUUGACUCUAUCAUUGACAAAACUGGAAGAAAAGGAUGAAAUGGGGAGAGAAAUUGGCCAAAAUUCUCACAUGGUCUUUUUUUUCUUGGAGAAACCUUAACAAUAUUUCAGGGGUAAAGUCCAUGAGAGAACAAGGUACAAUUCACUUUUACUCAUUCAUGUAUGCUAAGUGAUGAUCUUUAAAGGUGAUGAGAAAAUUUUGGAGGCUGAAAGAAUGUUUCCUUUUUUUAACUUUCUUUUCAGUGUGUAACUCCUUGUAUGAUCUUUUUUCAGAUAAAUCUAAAACUCUUAAAUAUGAUGGCAUCAAAUCUAUCAUUGGUGGAGAGAAUGGUGGUGGAGGUAUGUAAAACUUAGGGAAAACUACUUCUCAUAGACUAUAUUUUUACAGUCAAGUAAUAUUUCUUGUUACUGAGGGUUCAAAUAGCCAGGUUAAAGUUGCAGUGAUACACUGACCAUGCAAGUCCAUAGGAUGUAAUUCAAAGGCCUACUAUGAUCAUAAUUUAUAUUCAAAGGUGCAACUGCAAGAAGUAAAGCAGACUCUUACCAAGAACAGCGUCUUGUAGCACCAGUGUACUACAGUGACGAAAGGUCAGAAUCAAGCUUGUUAUGCUUACUUGUAGUUGACUGUACCCUUGUUCCUGAAGGACCUUGUUCCUGAAGGAUGUUGAAUUUUUUGUGGCACUUACAAUUUAUUGAUGCAAUCAAACCUGUAUUAAAUGGUGCCAUAUUAAGCAGUCACCCUGUAUUAAGUGACCAGUUGUCAAAGUCACAAAUGUGUUUCUCCUUACUCACUGUAAUUUUCACCUCUAUUAAGUGGUUGCAGUCACCCAAGUCUCAACAGCCUGUUUUUAUUGUCUUCCACCUGUAUUGAACAGUCACUGAAAGUGGGACCACUCAAAUGAAAUUAAGAAUAAUCUUUCAAGUUAUUAUUAACCCAUGUUUCUCUCUCAAAAUCAAUGUAUUAAGUAGUAUUUUCAAGGUAGAUUCUGUACAUUUAGUGGUCAAGUAGGGCAUUAAGUGACAUUGUUUAAAAUCUUUUUUUUUUUUUUUUUUUUUAUAAUACCCCCCAAUCUGUGGAAGCUGUAUUAAGCAGUCAACCUAUAUUUAGCAGUCACCCAGCCAUUCCCCAUAGGUGACAGUACAGGUUCCAUUGUAAUUGUAGUUAUUUCUGUGUGAUUGCAGAAAGCUGGCUCUUUCUCUUUGUGGCUGGGAUUUUAAAAGCUCUGGAAAUACGCUUGCUGAUUUUUUAAACAAGUAAGGUGAAAAGCUUAGAUUAAAUGAACGAGCUAGUUUGUUUGACUAAGGUUUGAGCAAUUGAUGGUUCUAGGAAUUUAACUGAUCGAGUUUGGUGCAUUAUCUUGGAAUGGGUUAAUAGGACAAACUCGAUUCAUUCUAUAGUUUUUUCAUUGUUUUGAUGAAAAGUCACAUCACUUGGCCUCAGCAAUUUGUUAGAAAGGUAUUGUUCUUUUAAUUUGUUUUACUAAGCCAGUGGAAAAGUGUGCAUCAUUUUGAUAGUCUCUUAAUAUGUUAUUCAUUUUUGAAUCCUUUUUAAUAAAUAAACCUAUAAUUUUCUCUUGUUUACAGAUUGCAAUCUUCUGGACAGUAUGAGAGAGCUGCAGCAGUAGCACUUUUCAAUAACAAGAUCAGAGAUGCAAUUGAAAUAUUGAGCUCACAAGGGUCAAAUGAUAUGAAAGGUACUAAAGGUAAUAUCUUAAUUAAUACAGCAUUCAGUUACUCUUUGGUUUAAACUUCACUCUGUACACAAACACACUCACACUUUUGUGAAAUCCUCUCCAAAGAAUAGAGUAGUUAUUUUGGUGUUCUGAUUGAUUUCUGGUAUUUUUCCAGGAAGUUCCCUGAAUGUGGUCGCUAUGGCACUGUCAGGGUAUACAGAGGAAAAGAAGACUUUGUGGAGAGACAUGUGCAGGUCACUGUGCGGUCAGGUGAGUUAUGAUAGUUAUAUAAAAUACUAAUUAAAAUUAUCUUUCAUCAGGGAUUCAUUUUCACAAAAACAAUUCUAGGCAAGAUGCUCAAAUCUCACAAUACUCCGAUCCACUCAGAAGAGUGAGUGGAUAUUUGUAAACUGACAGAUGAACGUGACAAAAUACUCAUGUACACUGAGAGGGAAGACUGGAGACUAAACCAUUCAAGAGGAGUUUCAAUCAUCUUUAGCAUUCCUCUGUCAUGAGUGACCAAACAAAACUUUCUUCUUUGAAUAUCAAUCAAUUUUGUGUGCACUUUGCAUUUUAGAUGGAGAAUCCUUACCUUAGAUCAGCUUUUGCUUUUUUGACCACUGAGGCUGAACACUUUGAGAAUAUUUUGGUGAGUUCCUUCUUUAAAUUUUGAGUUUUCUAUAUAUACUGUAAGUUUUACCUGUAAACAUGCCACAAUCUUUUUGGUAAUUGAUUAUAAGAUUUGUACUUUAACGCAUAAAUAGUUCUCAGUACAGAAAAAGGGUCUAAAGCUAUUAUUAUUGUGCAGUGAGAAGAGAAGGUUUGUCUAAAAUUGUAAUACUACUGUAGUGUACUUCUUAAACCUUCAACCCUUAAGAGUGACUAGCAUCUAAUUGCUCUUUACAAUAUCACCCCAGAAUCAUGUAGUAAGGUCAUGAGAAUAAAAAAAAUUAUCACCAGCAAAAGAAGCUGUUGAUUGUUACACAAAUUCUCCUUGUCAGUACCUCAGGGAAUGUAUAGGGAACAGUAUGGAGAAUAUGCAUACUGAUGUUAGGGUAUAAAGGGUUAAAAGAUUGAAAAUAUGAAUGUGCUCUCUUUGAGGCGGAGGAAGGAAUUGAAAUCGAGGACAGAGUAGCCUUUGCUUGCAAGUACCUCCCUGAUCACAAGGUAGGAACACAGCAUUUUUAAAACUGCAAUCUUUGAAUGCUAGCAAGGUGGUAUUGACAUGAUAAAAAGCUCGAUUCAGCUGCAUGGAACAAAAAGUGAAUUGUAAUUUCUCACUAUUUUCAUAUAUCAGUUGUCCCAGUUUCUUGAAAACUUGUCAACAAAGUUGAGUAAUGCUGGGGAUCUAGACGGCAUUCUGCUUACUGGUAGGAAUUAUUUCACUUCACCUUCAUUCUGUGUUUGGUAAACAUAAUCUCUCUUAAUGUUAUGGAUGAACUUAAAUGAAUUUGGAGAAAGGUAAAAAAGAAGUGUAUUGCAGUUUAAAAUUUCCCUUGAAGUGAAGCAGACUGUAAUUUUGGGUGAAAGAACUGUUUGUUCGAACAAAAUAGCCUUUUGAUGACAAUUAAUCAAUCAAUGACCAAACAUAUUUUAGGAAGAGUUUUCAAUUUUCUUACCUCAUCUCCCUUCAGGCAGACAGGAAAUGUUCAAUUGAAUAAGGCACAGACAUUGUUAUCUGCCAAAAUUUUAUAUGGUGUUUUAAUGAGUUUGAAAGCGAUCUUUGCAGUAAUGAACACUACUUAUAAGUAGUAGCAAAAAUAAGAUUUUCAUAUAUUUACAGGUACUUGUAUCUACUUGUAUGGUAGUUUUAAUAUCAGUGCCAGAAGAAUUAAUAUUAGUGAAUUAUAUUUUCAUAAAGAGUACUUACAAUUAACCGGAAGAAAAAAUGUAUACAACACGUCAAAUUAACCACUGACCAGCAAACUAUGUUACUAGAAAUAGAAAGUAACAUAAUUUGCUUUUAUUUGUAUUACUACAUUGUUAAGUUUCAUGAAUAUACAACACUGUUUUUUAUGCUACAGGGCCAUCAAUAUCAAUAUCAAUCAGUACUGAUCAAUUUCUAUCAGUUAAAUAAUUAUUGUCUUUAUCCCUUAGGAAUUUCAAUGGAUGGAAUAAACUUAAUAGAAAAAUAUGUAAAUAAGGUAAAGUCUCCCUCACUGUACUUCACACACAUAAAGAUUAUUUAUAUUAUCUUUGUGUAUUGAGUUUUUCAGUCUAUAUGGUACAUCUGUCCCAAUGGGAUAAGCCCUCACAGGUUUUUUCUCUUAGUUUCUUCUAUUUUUUUAUUUAUACAUUUAUUUUUUUCAAGAGAAUUUUAGAGGGUUUGUCUCUCUCAUAGAGUAAUCUAAUCAGAUUCCUUAAACCAGCUAAACCCUUCAAAACUUGCUUCACUUCCAAGCAUGUGGGUUCAAACCUUACUGAAGCAGGAAUUUUCUUCAAGCUUACUCUCUACAAUUGCUUUAAUUGCAGUCCCCCCACAAGGAUCAUUUCUUUGCUGAUUUUUUUUCCACAGGUCAAACAAAAUUUAUUUCAUCCAAUAAAAACAGAAAAAAGAAUUAGAGAUUGUUCAAGUACCAACAAAGAGCUUGAGAGCAAUUGUGUAAUUCCUGGGUCUCCAAUUUUCCUCACUCUUGAGACAAUUUACUAAAGAGAAAACAGAAGGUCUGGAAGUAGACAAGUGAUCUCCCAUAUAUAUUUUGUUGUGGUUAACAUUUGGUUUUCUUAACAGACAACAGAUGUUCAAACAGCAAGCUUGGUCUUUGUCAACUGUGUAACUCAUAUCUCCAGUGAAGUAUUCAAAGAUCCUAGAGUUUUAUCAUGGAUAGAAAAGUAAGACCACAAUUAUUUUUUCAGAGAAAGACGUUCAUCUAUAAAGCACCACUGUUUACAGUUGCACUUUCAAAAUUUUAAAUAUUGAUCUGAAUGUUUUGGUAUUUUCAGUUAUAGAAGUCUGCUUGACAUGUGGAGGCUCUGGCAUCAAAGGUAUUUUUCAAUAGGGAAGAAUCAGUAGAUGAUUUCCAUGUUUCUUAGGGAAAUCGAUGGUGUUCAAUAAGAAAUUGUUUCCUCAUGUUGUAUUGCUAAGACUAGCUGCAUUUAUUGUAGUUAUGUAGUACAACAGCUAUAAAUAUAUCAAGGAUUAUUAAUAACUGUGGAAGAAAGUGGUUCUCUCUUUUUGUUAAUUGUACUAUCUGAGAAAACAAUGUGUUGUCAAGGCAAGAUUUGUCUUUUCAGUUUGUUUUCCAAGAGGUAAUAAGCCUUGAAUUAAAUCUAUCACACAAAGUUUUCCAGUUUUCUUGUUUAAGAAAGGGGCACCAAUGGGCAUCUUGUGAGGGAAUAAAACAAACAGAGAUAUGAAGCCACAGGCUUGAAGUGAAGCAAAUGCUUAUAAGUAUUUGUAAAAUAUUGAGUUUUUUUAUCCCUCUAAGGAAAUAUGACCAUGAUUCAUAUAUAUGUUGUGUCUUUCAACUUUUGUUUAUUCAACAAUUACUUUUAUUUUCAGGUCCCUGUUUGAUAUUCAUUUUAACUUAAAAGAUUCCACCCAAAGGCCUCCUCAACAAGUGUUUGUUUCAUGUAAUUUUUGUGGCAACUCCAUCCUUACUAACAUGCUAUCAACAUGUAAGUGCUAGUCUGUCAUAACAUUUUAUCUUCUCUUUGUCUAUUGCCAUCAUUUCUUGAAGUGAUAUUAUGAGCAUUUACCUGGAUCCAUUUCCUAGCUCUCCAAAUGAUUCAUGUCCUUAUGUGGUGUUCCAUUUUAAAGGCUGUUCUAAAAAGGCAAAUAUUGUUGGAAAAUAGACAGUGUUGUCUGAUUACAUAACUGAUUCGUCAUCUGUAAUUUGCUGAAUGCUGGUUCUUUUGUACUAUUUUUUUUGUGGUACUCAAUAAAAUUUGUUUAGUGGUACUCUAUAAAAUUUCAUACCCCUCUCACAUAAGGUCUCCUUGAUUGAGCUCUACUCACCCCACUCUACUUAAAAUUCUUGGCGUAUGAGUUAUAUCACAACACUGUACAUUCACAUUUACUGUAGGAAGUGUGCUUGCACUACAAUUUAAAUUUGUUGCUAUAUGAGUAAAAACAUAUAACCUUUAAUGUAAUAAUGUGGUGGAAAUGAAUUGUUGAGCUAACUUUUUAUCACUACUGUUAGGUUCAAGGCCUCGUAAACUUGCACAAUACUGCAAUCCCUCAAACAGAACAAAGGUGUGUCAUUACUCACAGAAGAGGCAGCGUGAUAAUGCUGUUUUUUUGGCAUGGCCCACAGCUAGCCUUUGGCUUAUCUUUUUUACCUUCUUUGACAGUUUGUUGGCAUGAACAAUGAUAAUUAUUGUUGAACACAAUUCUAUUGGUUCUUUACCCUGAGAAAGACGAACUGUCCUGGUGCGUUCCUUACACCCUUACCCAUUCUCAUAUCACUGACACCUUAUGAAUGUCAAGAGCUGUCUGUCUAGCCAUCAGUUAAUAUGCUGAAAGGCAUAUCAGUUUGGUCAGAUUCAUUAAUUUUUCAGUCUCAUUAUUUGUGAUAAUAACAUGGGCUAAAACCUUUUUGGAACACCAAAAAAGAACCUGGAAUGAACAUAGUAGUACAUUACUAGCCACUCAGCUACCUUUUAACUUGUUGAGUCAGCUUAUUAUACUCAAGAGGUAACAACAGUCCAAUCAUCAAUCCCUAUCAUGACAGCUCAUCAAAAAAUUGUGAAGUACACAGUCUAACUCCAUGAGUUUGAAAUGUACUGAGGCAGUUUGACUUUCUACUUCACAAGUGUGCAGACAGCUAAUCAGUACAAGGGACCUUUAGCAGUCUGUGAGGAAGACAUAGACCAAAAAAAAUAUUUAUGUGUUUCAGAUUAUGGCUUGCCCAGGUUGCCGUAAGCCUCUUCCAAGAUGUGCUCUCUGCCUAGUUCACAUGGGAACAUCUUCAUCACUUUCACAGAAGCCAGCAAAUCAAGGUCAAGAGAACUAAUAUAUUUACCAGUAUAUAGGUUAACCUACAACUGCAAAAUCACAACUGAAUCUUUCAGUUCCUCUUCUUCUUAGAGAAUCUUAUCUGCAUGGAGACUUUUAUUUCAGUUGGUGUUCCAAACUGUUACUGGAAGAAAGAUAGUUUAAACAAAAGUGUCUCUGAAAUUCAAAUGAUGCACGUGUAAACAAAACUUUUGAGCUCAGGUGAUAUAACCACCUUUGAUUAUCAGCUAAAAAACAAAAAACAAAUACUUAAAUCUUUUCUUUAGGAGAUUCAAAUGCAGAAAAACCAGCAAAUGCGCGAACUGUGAAUCCAUUUCAUAACUGGUUCACAUGGUGCCAAUCAUGUCGUCACGGUGGACAUUCCAAUCAUAUAGUUGAAUGGUUUAAGUAAGUGUGAAAUCGGAGAUUUCAGUUCUGAUACACAUGCAACAAGGGAAAUAAUAUAGAAUUCUCCUAAAGUAGCUAAGUAUCAAUGGUGGGGGUACCUUGACAAGCAUACCUCUUCCCUUGUGCUUUUAGACCAGGCCAACUGAGAUGAUUUCUUCAAAACUGAUGUUCAAGGGUGGGUGGCCCUCCCUCAUGUCUUAUGAGUCUUUCCCUUCUCUUUACUACCUGGAUCAAUCUCUUUUCAUUGGAAUUGAAGUUUUAGAAUUCCAUUGCAUGAGUGUGUACUAUAAAGUGAAGGCAGUGGAAAAAAAUUUUCCAGGCAUUGGAUUAAAACUUUUUGGGAAGAGUGCAUAUUCUCCUAUAGUCCACGACUUGUUUAUCAUGUUAGGGUUUUCUUUCAAAUUGUUAUUAGUUUGUUAGUCACUUAAAUGUUAGAUUUUGUUUCUCUCCUUGUGCUAAGGACUUUUGCUACCCUUUGUAGAGUUAAAGUGUUUAUUUUUAUCAAAUGAUGUAUGUGACUGUUAACAUUCUGGAUUCCUUUUCAGGGAACAUAUUGAAUGUCCUGUCACAGGAUGUGGAUGUCACUGCAUGAACUUAGAUUCUGUUGCCAUGGCAAUGCCAAACAAUGACAUUUAUUCAGUAGCAUGAGUGGAUAAUUAUUUUUAAAAUAAUGUCAAAAAAAUUAGACUCAGACUAGCUAUUUCUGACGUUUACAGUGUUAUCUGGAAAAUAUUUGUGAAGACACCUUUACAAAGUGUUGCUCCUAUGUCUGAAAGAAAAUAUUUUUUUCUUUUUCAUCUCAAAAAUUGGAUUUAUUUAGUCCUCUACUAAUUCAGAUAUUGCAAUUUAAUUCAUUCUCUACUCUAACAAUGAAAAAUUACUAGGUUUUUUUUAAAAUUGUAAUUGUAUAUAUAAAAAUUAAGUUAUGAAUCAGUGAACUUUUCUUUUUAAUUCUUGGCUCAUUGCCCCUAGAACUCUGGUGUGAAUUUUUUUUAUUCAUCAUUUGUUGGAAGCACUGAUGUGAGACAAAACCAUUAUGCUUGAGUUACAGUAGACUGAUUUUAGGCCUUCUAAGUGUUCAUGAUUGAAAGCAGCUGUAACCAUUACUGGGAUAGUUGAUGCAAUAAUAUUCCCUCAUUCACUUUGAAGCUGCACUUAAAGUCAAAUUUCAUAAGUUACCAUACUUAACUGCAAUAUUCCCUUUCCUCAGUCUGUGUUUAACAGUCAAAUUAUAAACAGAGCAUGACAUUGGAUAGGGACAGCUGUGGCAGAGUGUUUUAAGAAUGAGUGGUAAAUUGGUAUAUUCUUCUUUGUUGCUAUUUAAGGGGCAAUGUGGAAUCUUCUCUGACAAUAACAGCAGACACAUUUCACCCCAAUUUCUUCUGUCACACAAACAUAAUUGGCAGUUUUGAUAUGCAGAUAAUUGCUGUGAAGACGUCAUGAAAUAAAAAGUACUUCAGUCAACAGGUCAAUCAUUUGCAUAUGGCUGCUUCCAUUCAUGUUUGUGUCACAGUAAAGAUGAGCCUAAACUUUAACCAGGUUCAUUGUUUAUUAAUUAAAAGGAUCAGCCCUGUCUGAAGUAUCUAGUGGUAUUUUGUCAAUCUUUCUAGAAAUGUAUUUUAAACAUCGCCUACUGCUAAUUUAAUCCAAAAUUCAUGUGAUUCCUUAACAUUUUUUAAUUGUAAGGAAAAUCUCAAAAAAUCCAAAUCAAAGAUAUUUCACAAAGGGAUUCUUUGAAUUAAAAUCAUUGUCAUAAACAAGUGCGGUAUUGAUCAGAUUGUCAACAGGUAAAAUACCUCACCAACCAUACAUUGACUUAUCCCAGAAGGUGAAUGGACUUG
Molecule: messenger RNA, 20383 nt
Organism: Pocillopora meandrina
Lineage: Eukaryota; Metazoa; Cnidaria; Anthozoa; Scleractinia; Pocilloporidae
Source: the annotation of a GenBank genome assembly